This is a messenger RNA of Hordeum vulgare subsp. vulgare (domesticated barley), 825 nucleotides long. RefSeq lists its product as uncharacterized. The record is from RefSeq and is a predicted model, not a curated record. The transcript has 7 exons. NCBI's taxonomy places the organism in Eukaryota, Viridiplantae, Streptophyta, Magnoliopsida, Poales, Poaceae. The coding region runs from base 67 to 825 and encodes 252 amino acids.
CCUCUCCUCGCCACCAAAGCCACAGCUCGAGCGGUGCACAGGCACGGCUCGACGCAGCCGCUUUCCAUGAAGAAGACGCGCUCGAGGCCCAACGCGCUCGCGCCUCCGCCCUCUCGGUCUUGCUCUCCGGCCGCCGUGCAGCCGCCGUCAGCGAGCGGAGAUGACGUCUCCACCGUCGAGCCUGUCGGGAUGCGAACACGCUCCAAAUCGAGCCAGCGCCUACCUCCUCCACCGACGCCGCACAAGGAGGUUUGCUGGGCGAUACAGUUAGCUGAUACGGGCGAACAAGACAAUAAGGAAAGACAAGUUGUGGCUGCCAAGAUGAGGACGAGGACAGAAAAUAAGGAAAGACAAGUUGUGGCCGCCAAGAUGAGGACGAGGACGCAGCCAUCCAGGAAAGGAAAGAGAGCUGCAUCAGAAUGCUCAAAUGCGUUGGUGAUGAUCCCUCCUGAAAAUUUGGAUCGAGAAAGUCAAUCUUGCAUGCAACCCACACAUACCGAGCUACAUGGUACAAGGGGUCAGCGGUGCUCGAACAAAAGUAAGGUGCAAAAGGAAGCUCAAAGGAGAAGCAAAAGGCAAGAACCUAGUGGAAGGGAAAACCUGUGCAGAGCACUUGUUCCUGCACCGGUGGGAAAAAGCAUGAGAAGAAAGUCAAGGCCUUUGCGGGAGUGGCUUGGUGAAAGGUUUGUGUAUUCCGAUUUCCUGUCAGGCGCAAUAGGCAUUAAAUCAUAUUCUCGUGGUGAAGACGGCAAGGUUGCACUGAGAGUGGAAUCCUUCCUGCCCACAGAAUAUUCAGAUCGUGUAGCUAGGCUUGGAAUGUACUGA